CUUUGCCCAAGUGGGGGUAUUUCCAGCUUUGUGGUUUUCACUUCCACUUUUACCAGGUGGGCGGAGUGGCCUCCGGUGGACAAAUCAGAUUCCUCCUCAGCUCCAACUUCAAGAGGUAAGCCGGGGCUCAGGGUCCCAGACACCCAGGCGGCGGCAGCAGCAGCAGAAGCAGGAAGUGUGGGGAAGACCAGAGGCCAGAACCAUGGAAGACCAGCGCGACCUCAUCUCCAACCAUGAGCAGCUGCCCAUGCUGGGCCAACGCCCCGGCGCUCCAGAGAGCAAGUGCAGCCAAGGAGCUAUGUACACAGGCUUUUCUGUCCUGGUGGCUCUGCUCCUGGCUGGCCAGGCCACCACUGCCUACUUCCUGUACCAGCAGCAGGGCCGGCUGGACAAGCUGACGGUCACCUCCCAGAACCUGCAGCUGGAGAACCUGCGCAUGAAGCUCCCCAAGCCAUCCAAGCCUUUGAACAAGAUGAAGGUCGCUGCCCCCAUGAUGAUGCAGGCGCUGCCCAUGCCAGGCCUGCUCCAGGGGCCCAUGCAGAACGCCACCAAGUACGGCAACAUGACACAGGACCACGUGAUGCACGUGCUUCUGGAGACUGACCCCCUGAAGGUGUACCCGAAGCUGAAGGGGAACUUCCUAGAGAACCUGAAACACCUUAAGAGCACCAUGGGGCCCCUGGAUUGGAAGGUCUUCGAGAGCUGGAUGUAUCAGUGGCUCCUGUUUGAAAUGAGCAAGAACUCCCUGGAGAAUAAGCCCGAGGUUCCACUAAAAGUACCGACCAAGUGCCAGGAGGAGGUCAGCCGCAUCCCCGCCGUCCACCCUGGCACGUUCAGGCCCCAGUGUGAUGAGAACGGCCACUAUAAGCCGCUCCAGUGCUAUGGGAGCACCGGCUAUUGCUGGUGCGUCUUCCCCAACGGCACCGAGGUCCCCCACACCAGGAGCCACGGGCACCGUAACUGCAGUGAGCCACUGGACAUGGAAGACCUGUCAUCCGGGCUGGGCCUGACCAAGCAGGACCUGGGCCAAGUGGGCAUAUGAGACAAGCAGACGCAGAUGCCGGCACGCAGCCCGCCCCGCAUGGCCUCUGCCUCCUUGCUCCUCUCCACCCCCAGCCCUAGCCCCCCUCCUUCCCUUACACACUGUCUCCCACUCUGCGCCUCCUUCCACGACACCCUGGCACCUGGCUCUCCAUCAGCCUUAGACACAAGUCACGUCAGAGAACACGGAAUGUAAUGAUGCAGGAGGGUCCUGCUGCCUCACCCCUCAUCCAUCAGCAGGAACGCAGGGCCCAAGGGGGUAGACCAGGAGCUAGGCUGACCCCCAUUUCAGCCUCCAACAUGGAGCACCAAGAUCCAGGCCCACAGACAAGAUGGAAGGCACAGGGCGAGGGGACAGUGCUCCCCCACAUUAACCCAACACGUUAGCUGUUCCUGCCCUUUCGGCCUUGCCUUUCUAGCCUACCUAGCUGCGGGGAGGAGCCACCCUUCCCCUCUCCAGCAGCACUGCCCCCGGGAAGAACCAGCCUCUCCACAACCCCCGCCCUCUUCCCUCCGUGCGGCCAAGCUUGUCACUGGCCCUCAGGGCCGCAGCUCUGUGAGAAUAAAAGGUAGUAAGUAGAACA
Messenger RNA from Zalophus californianus (California sea lion), 1625 nucleotides. RefSeq names its product CD74 molecule (gene CD74). Gene Ontology annotation, molecular function: MHC class II protein binding; cytokine receptor activity; macrophage migration inhibitory factor binding. NCBI's taxonomy places the organism in Eukaryota, Metazoa, Chordata, Mammalia, Carnivora, Otariidae. Gene Ontology annotation, cellular component: membrane; cytoplasm; cell surface. Gene Ontology annotation, biological process: positive regulation of cytokine-mediated signaling pathway; positive regulation of macrophage cytokine production; positive regulation of peptidyl-tyrosine phosphorylation. The transcript is spliced from 9 exons. The record is from RefSeq and is a predicted model, not a curated record. The coding region runs from base 203 to 1042 and encodes 279 amino acids.